Phascolarctos cinereus (koala) is the source of this 2279-nucleotide messenger RNA. Lineage: Eukaryota; Metazoa; Chordata; Mammalia; Diprotodontia; Phascolarctidae. The record is from RefSeq and is a predicted model, not a curated record.
UGGGAAUUCUUGACUCCUGUUUGUUUAGAUCAGGGCUGCUGGCCAGUAAACCAGAGCCUUUAAAAGAAGGAGAGGAGGGGCUGGAGAGAAGGGAAGAGGAACGUAGAAGAGAUAAGGCAGAGGUGCAGUUUCACAUUGGCCAAAUUGCUUAAUCCUUCCUUUCCCCAUUUACUGCCAGAGACUCUGCUUCACUUACCUUUCUUUUCCUCACCAUGGUCAGAGAAAGCAGCUUACACUGGGGUCAGAAAUGUAGGUGCCUCCUGCUGGGACUCACAGUCAUCCUCAUCCUUGGGGCUGUUGUGGUCUUUGCUGCUGUGAUCUUUGCCCGCAGGAGGGACCCACCAGCUGAGUUGCUACAGUGGAAGGGAAGAGGAUCCACAGACAACUUGAAAGAAAUCAUGCUGGGGAGAUGCUUCACUUAUAUAAGGACAGUAAACCCAGAGCUGAGAAAAGAUUGUCUGAAAAUAUGGGAAACUUUUAAAAAUGCAUUUAUUUCCAAGAACCCAUGCAACAUUACAGAACAAGAUUAUCAGCCACUAAUGGAAUUGGCUGCUCAGCCUAUACUUUGUAAUAAGACCCUCCUCUGGAGCAAAACCAAUGAGCUGGUUCAUAAGUACACCAAAGUCCAGGGCAAUUUACUUACUAUGGAGGACACACUGCUGGGCUACAUGGCUGAUGGACUCACAUGGUGCGGAAACCCUUCAAGUUCAGAAAUAAACUAUCAAUCUUGCCCAGAGUGGCAUGAAUGUGCCAACAACCCCAACUUAAUAUAUUGGAAAACGGCAUCCAGAGCUGUAUCAACACCAUAUUUGUAUCAUAAAAAGAAUUUGUUUGCAGAAGCAGCCUGUGGUGUUGUCCAUGUGAUGCUCAAUGGGUCAAUCAACCAACCCUUUGGAAACAGCAGCAUUUUUGGAAGUGUGGAGGUUCCCCAUUUGAAUCCAAAGAAAGUUCAUUUGAUGAAGAUUUGGGUGAUGCACAACAUCGGGGGACAACCAAGUGAUUCAUGCUCAAGUUCUUCCAUCAAAGAGCUGAAAUCCAUUAUAGAAGGCAGGAACAUUACAUUCUCCUGUGAGGAUGACCACAGGGCUGCUCAACUCAUUCAGUGUGUAGGAAAUCCUGAGGAACCAGCCUGCAGAGUCUGUAGAACUGAAUCUUGAGGAUUUUUAAAAAACAAUUGCAGUAUUAAUCUGCACUUGAGACUUAUAGUGCAGAGAAGGUACACAACUUAAGGAGAGAAUCUCUCAAAACCUGGACAACCUUUUGAGAGCCAGCUGGUUUAAUUUCAAAACAUGGGCAUUAUUAAGUCUCAUGAGAAUUUUAUAAGAAUAAUUUACAACAGUUAUGUUCUAUAUAGGUAUUCUAAUAUUUAGCAAAAAGUAAUUAUUAAAUCAAGAUAAAAUAUAUUUGUAUUAAAUGACUUUUUAAAUAGUAUUUCUCUGUGAGGGACACUAAAAUGUCAUGUCUACAUUUGUACCCUAUGUCUGCUAAAAAAAAAUUUAAAAAACCCCAAGGAGCAUUGAUUUACAUCCUAAUUAGUGCCUUUUCUUUGGUCAAGUAAAUAUCAGGUCUUUUCAGAAAACAUGAUGCUUCCAUUUCUAUGUGCCUGACUGCAUUUAUCCUGGUAGUGUUUCUAGAUACUCAAACUGAAUAUCACACCGUUAUUUCAUCUACUGGGAAAAGUGUCUGCAUUUAGAUUUUAGGCCCUGUUCUCAAGGGUGAGUGAAUGUUAUGUUGAACUUAUCUAGAACAAAGUGUUUUGUUUCCUCUAGGAGGAGGCAUGGAUUAAGUUAAUUAAAAUCAUCUUGUUUCUCUUUCUAUGCUGGGGACCCUCUAACACCUAUGAAAGUUUAAACCAAUCCACAAAAUGUUCACCGGCUCUUUCCAUACUUUCUAAUAAUAGGAUGAUGAUGUGUGAGAGGGGAGGGUUCUGACAACUUAGGCACAGACACAGGUAUGGAGAGAGUGCAGGCUUUCAGGUUGUGAAGUGGAUAGAGCACUGGGUUUAAAGAAAGUAAGACCUGAGUUUAAAUCUGGCCUCAGACACUUACUAGCUGUGCAACCCUAGGCAAGUCAUUUAACCUGUUUGCCCCAGUUUUUCUCUUCUGUAAAAUGGGGAGAAUAAUUGCAAUUACCUGAUAUGGCUCUUUUGAAAAUGAAAUGAGAUAAAGUAUGUAAAGUGUUUUGUAAACUAUACAGAGCUAAUGCAAAUACACAUUAUUAUUAUUAUCGUUAUUGUUGUUAUUUGUAAGCAUAGAUCACAUCUUCAGCUUACCCGUAGU